AUGUCACAGCUUCCAGCAGAGUAUGUCAAACGUGGCCUUUGGAUCAACAUUGAGCUUGGCCCGGUCAUGGGCAGAAUCAUAACCACGGAUACACAGACUGGUAACCUGGUCGUCGCUCUCCUUGCCCUCCUUACCACAUUGGGUCAAGCAUUUCUUCGAACGUUGCCAACACCAUGUGCGCUGCUCUUAGAGUGGAUCAAGCUUUGGUGGAUGUGGAGAAAGACUGAUAAAGCUUUUCUUCGCUCAUGGCUUCAAAUCCUUCUUGGGCUAAUAUUCACACUCGGAACUGUCUUAAUUGGAGUCCUUGUGUCACUCGUGGUAAAGAGUACCGACAUCGAAGUUUGUGUCGAUAAGCCCCACUGUGGACCUUGGAACCUGGAUGCCAUCAUGAACGCCCAGCAGACCAAUGAUACAGCUCUGAAUCCAUACAGGCAGCAUAUGGACAAGGUCCGAGAGUCCAGCCGCGCUUACGUCCGUGAGUGUUAUCAGAACUAUUCCAUCACUCCCGAACGCUGCAAGUCAUUCACACGUCCUAGUAUCUCUUUUACCCAGGAACGUCUUGACUGUCCGUUCACUCCGGCUUUAUGUAAAGGUUUUGAGAAACCCGCGAUUCGACUCGACUCAGGACUGGUCGACCUGAAUGAUGCGUUUGGGUUGAAUCUGGAUCCGACAGAUCGAGUGAAGGUUCGCAAGACAACGACAUGUGCAGUUUUGGAGGUGGAAAAUCGGGUCUCGGUCGUCAAUAUGUCUUCUAUCCCCAAUCUUUCUCGGCCACCACUGCCAAACGAGCAGGCUAUGAUAGUGCAUCUUGGAUCCGCAGGCGGGCACGCGAACUUCACUUACGCCCUGAGUUUAUUGAUGGCGAAUCUCACCUCUGGGUAUACUACAAACAUCGCGAUCAAAUUUUGGGAUGCAUACAACAAUGCCAUCUCAAGCACUUUCAUCCCGCCUCUAGAAAUGCAGAGUAGCGAUGCCGACCUUGUUGCUAUUUUCAUUGCGAAAAACGAGAUGCGCUAUCGCCAGCCCAUCAAUGACCCCUUCUUUGCAGCACAUAGGCGCGAGGACGAAGUCAGUGACCAGCAGAGAGGUAAUGUUACUUUCUACAACUCCGACUUUCCAAUCUCUGCACUCGGAUGCACCUUACAAUAUCAGUUCUGUCAUGCACAAGCGGCUGGUACACCGGACUCUUGUAGCAAUCUCACAGGCAUACCAAGUCUGCCGUUCGAAGACAUUCCCAAUGCCAGCGGCGUACAGGUGGCCGCAAUGCAAGAGCUUGUGGGCAUCAUGUUUGAGACGGACAUACAAAGCGCAAACCUUGACCUAAAGGCGCAAAAUUUGGCCGGAAAUUUUGGAUUCUUGGCAUCUUUGCCGGACGACCAAUGGUCCAGGAAGUACAUGGUUGAGUAUGCAAUCGGCAAAUCUGUUCGCCAACCUGAUGUGGCGCCUUUGAUGAAGACCAACUUGACGGAAGGUAAACAAAAGCUUUGUGGCAAACAGAAGAUGAGAAACCCUGGUGGCUUCGUCAACAUCAACGUCUUCGCACUCGCUUUCGUUUGCACCUUCACAUGCGUUGUCACGAUUAUCGACCUCGUCCUCCUCAAGUUCUUCAUCGUCCGGAACAAGUCUUCUCGCAUGGACCGGUGGUUCCAGGAUGGCGUCUACCAGCUGCAACGGCGGGCGUACGAUGCCCAUGGGGAGGGCACAUGGCGCCGCCUAGUAAAGGAAGUUCCACUGACCGACCUAAAUGAGAAGCUCUCCGAGCUGCCGAACGAAUCCUGUGCAAAGUGUUCGUGCUCUAGCGUCAAAAACGUUCAAUUGAAACCUUCAAAAACGGCCUAG
This is a messenger RNA of Endocarpon pusillum Z07020, 1839 nucleotides long. RefSeq lists its product as uncharacterized. Bases 1 to 1839 code for a protein of 612 amino acids. NCBI's taxonomy places the organism in Eukaryota, Fungi, Ascomycota, Eurotiomycetes, Verrucariales, Verrucariaceae. The record is from RefSeq and is a predicted model, not a curated record. The transcript has 6 exons.